Molecule: messenger RNA, 822 nt
Organism: Schizophyllum commune H4-8
Lineage: Eukaryota; Fungi; Basidiomycota; Agaricomycetes; Agaricales; Schizophyllaceae
Exons: 2
Coding region: 1-822 (273 amino acids)
Biological process (GO): cellular response to oxidative stress
Cellular component (GO): Golgi lumen; cytoplasm; fungal-type vacuole
Molecular function (GO): glutathione disulfide oxidoreductase activity
Source: RefSeq, a predicted model, not a curated record
AUGCGUCUCUCCUCGCGCUCGCCGCUCAAGUCCCUCGAGACCAUCCUCCCGGGCCCCGUCCAGCUCGCGCCCUCGCCCCCGCCCACCCCCAAGCUCACGUCGACCCUCGUCUCCCGCAGGGUGCGCUAUCGGGGCGUCUACCUCCUGCUCCUCAUCAUCUCCCUCUCCGCCUACUUCUGCCUCAUCCACCCCACCUUCUCCUCCCGCCUCGCUGUGCGCGGCUCGCGGCCCCUGCCCCCCGACCCCCUCGCUGCCGCGCUCGACUCCAUCCGCGCGCAGAUGGUCCACGGCCAGCGGCGACCGCACCUCGGCGGCUCCCCGCUCGUCCUCGACGCGCCGCAGGAGCUCGCGGCCGUGUCCAGCUUCCUCGCGAGCCUCAGGAGCAACAGCAUCCCGCACUUUGUCGACCCGAGCCAGCCGAUCGACCCCGAGCUCGUGCUCGAGUUCGACACGCGGAGCCCGCGCGCGCAGGAGGAGGUCCGCGUCAUGGUGAAGGACGUCUGGGCGCAGAACCCCGUCUUCCUCUACUCCAAGCGCGCGUCCGCGGCCUCGCGCGAAGUCAAGGCCUGGCUCAGCGAGCUCAACCUGGCGCCGACGCCCACGAUCAUCGACAUGGACACCCGGUCAGACGCGGACGUCCUCGCCCCGCUCCUCAUGCGCCUCACAGGUGCAGACUCGCUCCCCAUCAUGCUCGUCGGCGGCGAGCCCGUCGUACGCGACAUGGACGAGUUCCGCGCCCUCCGGGACAGCGGUGAGCUUAAGACGCGGAUAAGCGAGGCUGGCGCCGUCGUUGGCGGUGCUCAGCGCCGCAAGAAGCACUAG